ACGUUCAAUUCUUACAGCACACUUCUCCGGUUCCAUACGGUCGAUAGUGUGUAGAUUUAUUUAUUAAGUUAAAAAAACGUAAAUUGUUAACUGUUAACUUAAUUUUAACUUACUUUGCUUUACACUUCAGUCUACAACUUAGAUUAUUCACUAAGAAAACAAUAUGGCAAAAACUGUGUACCAACAUGAUAAUACCACUACUCAUUUAGAUUAUAUGAGCACACUGGAUAUUGAUGUUGAAGCUCAAUUUAUUCGUCUUUCUGGUAUCAUUUGUACAAUUGGACCAGCCUCUGUUGCUGUGGGAACGCUUGAAGAGAUGAUUGAGGCUGGUAUGAACGUUGGCCGAUUGAAUUUCUCCCAUGGAUCACAUGAGUAUCAUGCAAAUACCAUCAAAAACUUAAGACAAGCUGCUGAAAAUUACAGCAAAAAAAUUGGAAUUUACUGUCCAUUGGCUAUUGCUUUAGAUACGAAGGGUCCUGAAAUCAGAACUGGCUUAUUAGAAGGCGGCGGAUCAGCUGAAGUUGAACUUAAAAGGGGAGAACAAAUUCGUUUGACUACAGACAAACAGUUUGAAAGUCAUGGAAAUGGUAAAGAAGUUUAUGUUGACUAUGCAAAUAUUACCAAAGUAGUUAAACCAGGCAACCGUGUUUUUGUUGAUGAUGGUCUAAUUUCAUUGAUUGUCAAACAAAUUGGAAGUAAUUAUAUUGAUUGUACAAUUGAAAAUGGUGGAUUAUUAGGAAGUCGUAAAGGUGUUAACUUACCAGGUGUACCAGUAGAUCUUCCAGCUGUUUCUGAAAAAGAUAAGAGUGAUUUACAAUUUGGUGUUGAUCAAGGAGUAGAUAUGAUUUUUGCUUCUUUCAUUCGAGAAGCAUCUGCUAUUAAAGAAAUAAGAGAUAUUUUAGGAGAAAAAGGAAAAAAUAUUCUUAUUAUAUCAAAAAUUGAAAAUCAUCAAGGUAUGAAAAAUUUACAAGAAAUAAUUGAAGCAUCUGAUGGCAUUAUGGUUGCAAGAGGUGAUUUAGGUAUUGAGAUUCCUCCUGAAAAAGUGUUCCUUGCACAGAAAGCUAUGAUUGCACGCUGCAACAAAGCUGGUAAACCUGCAAUCUGUGCCACUCAAAUGUUGGAGUCUAUGAUUAAAAAACCUCGUGCUACCAGAGCUGAAUCGUCUGAUGUAGCUAAUGCUAUUUUAGAUGGAGCUGACUGUGUUAUGUUAUCAGGAGAAACUGCUAAAGGUGAAUAUCCUUUAGAAUGUGUGCGUACUAUGGCUACUAUUUGCAAGGAAGCUGAAACUGCUGUUUGGCAAAAACAGUUAUUUGCUGAUCUCUCAUCUGCAGUCACCUUACCAUUAGAUUCUUCGCACACUACUGCAAUUGCUGCUGUAGAUGCUGCUAACAAAUGUAAAGCAGUUGCUAUCAUAGUUCUCACAACAUCUGGUCACUCUGCUCAUCUUCUUUCCAAAUAUCGACCUCGUAGUCCUAUCGUAGCUAUUACUAGAAAUGCCCAAGUAGCUCGUCAAUGUCAUGUUUACCGUGGUAUUUUGCCGUUGUAUUAUAGUGAACCAGCAUCAUCUGAUUGGUUAAAAGACAUUGAUAAUCGUGUUGUUCAUGGAAUUCAGUUUGGUAAGGCUCGUGGUUUCCUUCAAUCUGGUGAUCCGAUUGUUAUUGUCACUGGAUGGAAAAAGGGAUCUGGCUAUACCAACACCAUACGUAUUGUUAACGUGGAAUGAGGUGUCCAAUAAUGAGUGAUAUACCGCAAUAAAAAAAAAUAAAUAAAACAAUGAUCUAUUUAGAAGAUCCCAGAUAAAUUUGUCUUAUAAUUUGUGCAAUAAAUAUUGUACUUUAGUAUACUAUUAUUGUGUUUUAAAAACAGUAAGUUAUAAAUUAUUACUUUGUAUUCCUUGUUAUUCAUAAAAAAUAAAUAAAUUUUAGGAUUGUGA
Molecule: messenger RNA, 1933 nt
Organism: Daktulosphaira vitifoliae (grape phylloxera)
Lineage: Eukaryota; Metazoa; Arthropoda; Insecta; Hemiptera; Phylloxeridae
Product: pyruvate kinase-like
Exons: 10
Coding region: 164-1723 (519 amino acids)
Biological process (GO): glycolytic process
Cellular component (GO): cytoplasm
Molecular function (GO): pyruvate kinase activity; magnesium ion binding; potassium ion binding
Source: RefSeq, a predicted model, not a curated record